Molecule: messenger RNA, 1813 nt
Organism: Odobenus rosmarus divergens (Pacific walrus)
Lineage: Eukaryota; Metazoa; Chordata; Mammalia; Carnivora; Odobenidae
Product: general transcription factor II-I repeat domain-containing protein 2-like
Exons: 1
Coding region: 32-1651 (539 amino acids)
Cellular component (GO): nucleus
Source: RefSeq, a predicted model, not a curated record
AAAGAGAAAAAGUGAAAUAUUUCUUGUCUCCAUGUCUCUAUCAAAAGUGGGAAAAAGAAAGAUAGACCAGGAGGGCCGUGUCUUUCAAGAGAAGUGGGAGAGAGCGUAUUUCUUCGUGGAAGUGCAGAAUAUCCCUACGUGUUUAAUAUGCAAACAAAGCAUGUCUGUGUCCAAAGAGUACAACCUCCGGCGUCAUUAUCAAACGAACCACAGCAAGCACUACGACCAGUAUACCGAGAAGAUGCGAGACGAAAAGCUCCACGAGCUGAAGAAAGGACUCAGGAAGUACCUCCUGGGGUCAUCCGAGAUCGUGGGCCCUGAGCAGAAACAGGCGUUUGCAAAUGUGAGCCCAAAUGAAACUGCAGCCGUACAACCCAUAGAAGACAUGGCUGGGAACUUAUGGGAGAAGUUACGUGAAAAAAUCAAGUCGUUCGUGGCAUACUCUAUCGCAAUCGAUGAGAUCACGGAUAUCAAUAAUACCACCCAGCUGGCCAUAUUCAUCCGAGGCGUUGACGAGAAUUUCGAUGUGUCAGAAGAGCUCUUGGAUACGGUGCCCAUGACAGGUACAAAAUCUGGCAACGAGAUAUUUCUGCGUGUCGAGAAGAGUCUGAAGAAGUUUAAUAUCGACUGGUCAAAACUGGUCAGCGUGGCCUCUACAGGCACCCCCGCCAUGGUCGAUGUGAAUGACGGGCUGGUGAUGAAACUUAAGUCCAAGGUGGCCAUGAUUUGCAAGGACUCGGAUCUGAAGUCGGUUUGUUGCAUCAUUCACCCGGAAUCGCUUUGUGCGCAAAAGUUGAAGAUGGACCACGUCAUGAGUGUGGUGGUUAACUCCGUGAACUGGAUAUGCUCCCGUGGGCUGAACCACAGUGAGUUCACGACCCUGCUGUAUGAACUGGACAGCCAAUAUGGCAGCCUGCUCUACUACACCGAGAUUAAGUGGCUCAGUCGCGGGCUGGUGCUCAAGAGAUUUUUUGAAUCGUUGGAAGAAAUUGAUUCCUUCAUGUCGUCCAGAGGGAAGCCCCUGCCUCAGCUGAGCUCUCAAGAUUGGAUCAGAGACUUGGCCUUCUUGGUCGAUAUGACAAUGCACCUGAACACUUUGAACAUCUCGCUCCAAGGGCACUCACAGGUCGUCACGCAGAUGUACGACCUGAUCCGGGCGUUCCUAGCCAAACUGUGCCUUUGGGAAACUCACUUGGCGAGGAAUAACCUGGCCCACUUCCCCACGCUGAAGUCGGUUUCCAGAAAUGAAAGCGACGGCCUGAACUACAUUCCCAAAAUCGUGGAACUGAAGACCGAGUUCCAGAAGAGGUUGUCCGAUUUCAAACUCUAUGAAAGUGACCUGACCCUGUUCAGCUCCCCUUUCUCGGUGAAGAUCGAGAGCGUGCACGAGGCGCUCCAGAUGGAGGUCAUUGACCUGCAGUGCAACACGGUGCUAAAGACUAAAUACGACAAGGUCGGGGUCCCCGAGUUCUACAAAUACCUGUGGAGUAGCUACCCGAAGUACAGAAUCCACUGCGCAAAGAUUCUCUCCAUGUUCGGGAGCACCUACAUUUGCGAACAGCUGUUUUCCAUUAUGAAACUGAGCAAAACAAAAUACUGCUCGCAGUUAAAGGACUCGCAGUGGGAUUCCAUGCUCCACAUCGCGACAUGACUUACGACACAGGGGGGUGCAAGAGGAGAAUCCUCUGGGCCCCAGGGAUUGCAAGAUGAGAAGACAAGUUAUAAACUUUCUGUUUUCCAGUUUUUUCCACUUUGACUCGGAAAUGUAACUUGCAGUAUCCUACCCGUUUGUAUGACAUUUUAUGCCUCACCA